Molecule: messenger RNA, 733 nt
Organism: Lingula anatina
Lineage: Eukaryota; Metazoa; Brachiopoda; Lingulata; Lingulida; Lingulidae
Product: G protein-coupled receptor 157
Biological process (GO): adenylate cyclase-activating G protein-coupled receptor signaling pathway; cell surface receptor signaling pathway
Cellular component (GO): plasma membrane
Molecular function (GO): G protein-coupled receptor activity
Source: RefSeq, a predicted model, not a curated record
AAAGAAAGACGUUAUAAUACCAAAUAAAGUCGCAUUUCAUUCUACUUUUAAAACAAUUGUGGUACGAUUUGUUUGUCCCAGAUUUUCGUCAUUUUCAAUUUUGUUCAAGUAAAGGCUGAUAAACAUUUAGUUUCAUGUCACUGUGGCUUAGAGGUCAAGUAAUGGUUUUGUACUUCUUGUUUUAUGUGCGCCACAGGUGUGGGACGUAUUUCUGAUGACGAUUUCCGGUAAGGGCUGGGAGAUUCUUUCCUAUGUGUUCAUUCCCGUAGUUUACUUUCAAAUGAAGAGAAGGAUCAAGAAGGCCGUGCGCCAGUCCCCUUCUCUAUACGUGGACAAAGGAACUCUGGCAGCAGUCAAGACAGUGGACAGAGUAAUGACCACCAUACCACUGUUCUUCUUGACCCUGAGAAUCUGGGGGACAAUCCGCUUCCUGGCCAAUACGGUUGUCUGGGUAAACCAGAUGGAGCAUCUGCCUCGUACAUUUCAUGUCAUUGUGAACCAAAUCUUCCCCGUGUUGCAGGCAGUCGGUGACAGCGGGCAGGGCUUCGUUAACUUCAUCAUCUACUGCUUCCUGACCGCGCCUGUAAGACAAAAACUUCUGCAGCGCCUCGGAUUGACCAGAUACAGCCUACGUCACAGUGUCGUCAUUGAUUACGACACAAGCACCAAUGACGUCACAUUCCAGGGUGCUCACAGUUACNUGUUUGGGGAACUAAGUGUUCAUGAUUGCUGA